AUGUCUCUGAGGAAACAGGUGGAUGCUGCAGGGGGAGAGAUACUUGCUGACACGCGGUUUUAUUUGCCCAAAACCUUUGAUAAAGCUAUGUUCUUGAAGAGUGCCAGCGAGUUCCUGAAAGAUUACCCUGUUGACGGUUUUCAAGUGGGUUUGCAGUUGUCAACUGAUCCCAGUCACUACCCAGUUUUGAAGAAGCUCAUCGAGGCAAUCAAGGAGCUCAACGUUACGGCAACUUUGAAGUUAUCCAUCUUACCAAGUGACUGGCAGAAAAUGGAUGGUAUAGCAGAGAUGGUCGAUAGGGCCGUCAUUAAGCUGAGGCCAGUUGUUCAGAAGGACGUAGAAGUCUUCAAUACGGAUCGUUUCGCCCAAGACCUGAUCAAGAAUGCUGUCAGAGUUGGCUUAAAUCCCAAUAAGCUCAUCCUUGUUGUACCGCUACUCGCUAGGUCAGACUCCGAGAGCUCAGACUUAGGAUACUCGAAUGCGAUCUACGACCUCGGAGCGGAUCCAAGAGGGAACGGGUCAGCCUUCUUGAAUGGGACCGGCUACUUUUUCUUCUCUCAAACUCGUGCGAUCGAGAAGGUUGCCCUGGCCAAGAAGUAUGGACUGCACGGCAUUGGUUUGGAAGGCGGCGGCUCUUUCGCGAACGAGGAUCUCUACCCCUGGGACGCAAAAUCCCUGUUUCAUGCCAUUGCUUCAUCUUCUGGACGACGCCUAACCGAGUAG
Messenger RNA from Perkinsus marinus ATCC 50983, 723 nucleotides. RefSeq lists its product as hypothetical. The record is from RefSeq and is a predicted model, not a curated record. Bases 1 to 723 code for a protein of 240 amino acids. The transcript is spliced from 3 exons. Lineage: Eukaryota; Perkinsozoa; Perkinsida; Perkinsidae.